Vitis vinifera (wine grape) is the source of this 2412-nucleotide messenger RNA. RefSeq lists its product as uncharacterized. Bases 73 to 1527 code for a protein of 484 amino acids. The record is from RefSeq and is a predicted model, not a curated record. The transcript has 6 exons. Gene Ontology annotation, molecular function: molybdate ion transmembrane transporter activity. Lineage: Eukaryota; Viridiplantae; Streptophyta; Magnoliopsida; Vitales; Vitaceae. Gene Ontology annotation, cellular component: membrane. Gene Ontology annotation, biological process: molybdate ion transport.
CAACAACCUUGGAAUCCUACUUUCCAUACAAUCUUUAACUCUCCCUGUCUCUCUCUCUUCUCUGUAACAGCAAUGGAGGUCUUCUACUUCCUUGUAUUUGGUGCACUCUCUGCAGUUGUAGCUGUUAUUGAGCUCAGCAAGAACAACAAGGACCGAGUCAAUACCACCACGGCUUUCAAUUCUUUCAAGAACAAUUAUCUUCUUGUCUACUCUCUCAUGAUGGCCGGGGAUUGGUUGCAGGGUCCUUAUGUGUACUUCCUCUACAGUACGUAUGGCUUCGGAAAAGGGGAGAUUGGACAGUUGUUUAUUGCUGGUUUUGGGUCCUCCAUGUUGUUUGGCACGAUUGUUGGAUCUCUAGCUGACAAACAGGGACGGAAGAGAGCUUGUGUGACUUAUUGCAUUACUUAUAUACUGAGCUGCAUUACCAAGCAUUCACCUCAGUACAGAAUUUUAAUGGUGGGGCGUGUGUUGGGAGGUAUCGCCACUUCUCUCCUGUUUUCAGCAUUUGAGUCAUGGCUUGUUGCCGAGCACAACAAGAGGGGCUUUGAGCAACAGUGGUUGUCUGUGACAUUUUCAAAGGCAAUAUUUCUUGGCAAUGGCCUUGUUGCUAUUCUCUCUGGGUUGUUUGGAAAUCUACUAGUAGAUAACUUGAGCCUUGGCCCUGUGGCCCCUUUUGAUGCUGCUGCAUGCUUUCUAGCUGUUGGUAUGGCUGUCAUUUUGUCAUCAUGGUCUGAAAACUACGGUGAUCCUUCAGAGAACAAGGACUUGCUUACACAGUUCAAGGGAGCUGCUGUUGCCAUAGCUUCUGAUGAGAAAAUUGCGUUGCUGGGUGCAAUUCAGUCGUUGUUUGAAGGCUCAAUGUAUACUUUUGUGUUCCUCUGGACUCCUGCUCUAAGCCCAAAUGAAGAGGAGAUUCCCCAUGGUUUCAUCUUUGCAACUUUCAUGUUGGCUUCAAUGUUGGGAAGCUCUGUUGCUUCUCGACUGCUGGCCCGCGCAUCACUCAAAGUUGAAAGUUACAUGCAGAUCGUUUUUGUGAUCUCUUCUGCUUCUCUCCUGCUUCCCAUUGUGACAAAUAUUUUGGUUGAACCUUCCAAGGUGAAAGGCGGAAGCAUCUCAUUUGCAGGUUGUGUCCAGCUUCUUGGCUUCUGCACAUUCGAGGCUUGUGUGGGGAUCUUCUGGCCGUCCAUCAUGAAGAUGAGGUCCCAGUACAUUCCAGAGGAGGCUAGAAGCACUAUCAUGAACUUCUUCCGCAUUCCCCUCAAUAUCUUUGUGUGCAUCGUGCUAUAUAAUGUAUGUAACCUUAAUGGCUUAAUUCGCUGCUUGACCUUACAUUGUAGUAGGCAUGGUCAUGUGAAGAGCAGGGCAACUCAACCUUACCCACCUUUUUUUUCCCUGCUUUGUUUGAGCGCCCUCAGUCAAACUGAACCCACAAAAAACCCAUAUAAAAUUCAACCUGGUGGUUGGCUAUCCUAUUGUUUAUUAGCAUGCCAAUCUCUAUAUCUACUUAUGACUGAAGUACUAAUCUAAUCCAUUAGCAGCCAUCUUGUUAUGACCCAAGGACCAAUCCAAUUCUUCACCAGCCCUUAUUUUGGAUAUAGACCAUGUGAAGACUUCUAUGUGCUCCUUCUCUGGUGAUCGUUCCUUCUGUUUCUUAAUAGUUGUUUUUGGUAUGUUUUUGAAGGUUAAUGCAUUCCCCAUCACUGUCAUGUUUGGCAUGUGCUCGAUUUUCCUCUUUGUGGCAUCUAUCUUGCAAAGGCGGCUCAUGGUGAUUGCUGACAAGUCAAGUAAGUAUAAUCCUUGCACCGUAAUCUUGCCUAUGUAACGAGCUUUAAACUUAGCAUGCAAGCAAGCCCAGUCUCAUUUGAGCCUUAUACAUGACAUAUGAUUGUCAUGUGGACAAGAUGUAGAAAAUUUCUAAUCCAUGAAUCGAUAUAGGCUCUAUUCAACCUCCCAUUUUUAUGGUUUCUUGAUACUCACGACUGGCACUAUUUUCAUAUUCAUUACAGAGACAGAAGAUUGGGCAUCAAUGAAGGACAAAAAUAUGGAGGCAGAGCCAUUGAACAUCUGAGUGACAUGCCCAGAUGACAGACCACAGAGAUUUUUUGAAGGGUGAGAACAAGCACCGGAUUCAUUCCAUAAACGGAUUGAAAAUCUUAUUUAAUUGAAGCUGUAAUUCAAUUUUAUUAUGAGGACCACAGACAGUGUAUAAGAAAACAGUGGUCUGCCCAGCAAACAAAAUGGAGGUAGGGCAGGGAGGAAAGCAAGAGCCACUUAAGCUUUUUAUAAUUUCAUUUUUACUGUCAGUAGAUCAACAGAGUAGCGCAUAAAAGCUUGUUAAAUGCUCUCUUUUGUAAUUUUGAUGCUUUUGUAAUUCAGAUGCUAUUCUUUUUUAUAUAUCUGGUUUUAGAAUCA